UUAUAACGGUAUCACACUGUAGGAUAUCCGAUCCUGAAAUGAGCUUCAGGAUAUGCUGAGGGGGCGUGGUUGUGUCGUCUGCUAAACAGCUGAUCUGCAAGUACCUGCCAGGGACCAAACAAUACACAAUGAGUGAUGAGUUUGACUACAUCUCUCCCAUUCCCGAGGAUCGAUACAAUGAGGUGAUCGUUCACUUGAGGAACAACUUCUUUGCGGACGAGCCACUGAACAAGUCUGUGGGGUUGUGUUUGCAAGGAGAACCUCACACUGAACUGGAGACCCAUAGUUUGAAUACUCUGAGGGAUCAACUGUCCGUCAUGGCCAUCGAUAAAAAUACUCUUGAGGUAUGCGGUGUAUCUCUCAACGGUGUUUGUCUUCCGGGAGACAUUCAGAAGGAAAGGGACAAGUUGGAGAAGAUGACAGAUGAGAAGUUCAAACGGAUCUUCACUCUCCUCUACGACCUAAAUGAAUCUCUGGAUUUGUUUAGUAAAUACAACGCAGACAAGAUAUUUGAUGCAAGGAUUCUAUCGGUAGAUUCUAAUUACCGAGGAAAAGGACUCGGGAAAGGACUCAUCAUGCAGGCUGUAAAUGUGGCAAGGGAACACGAUUUUAAGGUAAUCAAAGGAGAUGCAACUGGAAUGUUCUCCCAGAAAAUCCUCAUUUCUUUGGGGUUUGAGCUAGUCCACGAAUUGAAAUAUGCCGACCACGUUGAUGAAAACGGAGAUCAAAUAUUCAAGACUCCAGCGCCACAUGAAUCUUUGAAAAUAAUGGUUAAACUACUUGAAUAAAAUAUUCAUUGGGCAGUGAAAAUUAAUGUACAAUGGCGAAAUGGCCAAUGAAAAUAUAUGAUGAAAAUGAAGUAAAGAGAGAUUUAUGGUUGGAUGUUAGAAGAAGAUUGGAUUGUUAGCUAAAAGAGCAAAACUUGAGCUGGAUUAAAUGCUAGGUUUUUAAAUCAAGUAAAAUAUUUGUGCUGUUAUCUCUUCUUGCAGGUUAUUUAAUUUUUUUUUACCCAUUGUAACCAUGUCCAUUUGAUAUGUACUCCUCGAUUAAGAUAAUUAGAGAGGUUUGUUAUACAGGUUACUAAGUAGGCUAAGUAAAUAUAGGAAGGUUUGAAGUAAAAUUUGUAAAAAAAUAUUUACUGGAACAUAAAAUGCAGAGAAAGAAUAAUAUAUAUUGUUUUUCAAUAAUCUGGAAAUUUGAACACUGAUAGUUUCUAAUAUGUAAUACAAUUAAUAUGGUAGAAAUUUCUAAAAUAGUAUUUCUAACGAUUAGUUUUAUUGUUAUCGCAUUAUUUUAUAGGGUUAAAUACCACCUAAAUCAGUAUUAUUUUUUCAAGUAUUUAUAGUAUUUUUUUAUUAUAAGUAAUAUAAAUUAAUAUUUAUCUAUCAUACCACAGACAAAUAAAAUAAACAUAGACCGGCAGCAGUGCUGCGGUUAGCAUAUGUUCCGGCGCCCACCGCUAUUUUUUUUUUUUUUGUCCUAAGACGCUAGGCACGAGCCUGGAAUUGUUUUUCACGUUACUUCAGGCUAGACCUAGGGGUAGCGGCAUUAUCACUUAGAUAAAAUCCAUUGGUGAUUGGCGGGAUUCGAACCCGGGACCUCAGGGACUGGAGUCCCGCGCUCUAACCACUAGACCAGCUCGCUCCCCAACCGCCCACCACUAUAGGAGUGCCGUGUAGUUACGGCGCACACCGCUAACUACAGGGUGCUCCUAGCAGUGGGCGCCGGAACCUUCCUUUGACAGUCUAUAUUUAUUCUAUUUGUCUUUGAUCAUACACACAAAUUUGAAAAUGACACAGUAGCGAGAGUGAAGUAUGAAUCUUAAAUCAAGACAAUAAUAAAAUACAAUAACUUUUUGUAAAUGUAUAU
Macrosteles quadrilineatus (aster leafhopper) is the source of this 1869-nucleotide messenger RNA. Its product is annotated as arylalkylamine N-acetyltransferase 1-like. The transcript is spliced from 4 exons. The record is from RefSeq and is a predicted model, not a curated record. NCBI's taxonomy places the organism in Eukaryota, Metazoa, Arthropoda, Insecta, Hemiptera, Cicadellidae. Gene Ontology annotation, molecular function: N-acetyltransferase activity. Bases 129 to 788 code for a protein of 219 amino acids.